GUGCGACUGUGUCUUUGUGCUUCGUCUGUCAGGACAUAAACACAGUUCCAGCAUCCUGAAAUUACCUCCCAAGAAGCUUCGGCCUGCCCAUCUUUCCCUGUCCUGCAGCGCUGAACCAUCCACGCCGAGUCCGGCUGAUGACAACCAGGUGGUCCCCUCAUUCCAACAUCUCUCGCUGUACGAGUGCAGCAGUCCGCCGGAGACUCCGGACAGGUGCUCCAAGCCUCUGCCGCCCAUCCCGCUGCGUAGUGACAUCUCAUCCGAGCAGGCCAUGGACAAUGAGGUGGAGUUGUUCACCAGCACGGACGAGAGCUGCUGCCUGGUGUCGGAUCAGUGUUCCAAACCCUCUCCUUUUCGGACCGGACUUCCCAGUCGGAGAAGUUUAAGGGACUGCGGACAGAUUAACCACGCUUACUAUGACGGGCCUUUAAGUCCGAGGCAACCCCAACCUCAGCAGUUUCCCGUGCUUCCCCCGCAGCAGAAGGAAAUGCAGCAGCAGGAACUACCAGCGGUCUGCCAACGGCAGCGGGACAAAGCUCAAAGGAAACUACAUCGUUCUCACUCCGGACCAGCCGGAUCUUUAAACAAGCCUUGCCAACUGCGCUUCAAAUACACCGCCUUCAACACAGAUCACAAAAUGGAGGUUCCUCCGCCGAUUCCGCCGCGACCAACCAAGACGGCAGAUCCCACACACUCUCAGAGAGGUAGUCAUUCAAUGUUAUUGUGAUUAUUAUGAUUGUGUUUGCAGGUUCGUUUUUCAUAUUUUGGUUACUUUAUUUGAUAAUGCGCCUUGUAAGAAACAUCUCGAGGAAUUAAAAAGACAACCGCAGUUGAGAAGAUGUUCGUCUUGCUAUGCAUUAUGGAGCACAGGUCACAGUUCUCAUUGCGUCCCGUUCGUACGUUAGUGACAUUGCUUGAC
Molecule: messenger RNA, 919 nt
Organism: Hippocampus comes (tiger tail seahorse)
Lineage: Eukaryota; Metazoa; Chordata; Actinopteri; Syngnathiformes; Syngnathidae
Product: ERBB receptor feedback inhibitor 1-like
Exons: 1
Biological process (GO): negative regulation of epidermal growth factor receptor signaling pathway; regulation of keratinocyte differentiation
Source: RefSeq, a predicted model, not a curated record